Messenger RNA from Rotaria sp. Silwood1, 378 nucleotides. NCBI's taxonomy places the organism in Eukaryota, Metazoa, Rotifera, Eurotatoria, Philodinida, Philodinidae. The record is from the annotation of a GenBank genome assembly.
AUGCAUUCUUAUCAUUUACCCCAUAAUCUUAUUUUACGUUUCAUCGCAUUUUGUCAUGGUAUUCGUAACAUUCGAUAUUCUACAAUUCGCUCUUACUUAGCUGCUAUUCGUUUUUAUCGUUUACGUGCUGGCUUUUCUGAUCCAUUUUUAGAUAUGCACGGUUAUAAAAUACCACAAAUUGAAAUGGUUCUUAAAGGCGCACGACGUUUAGAUUCCUUAACCAUCAAACAAUGUAAACCUAUUACCAUCGAUAUUCUAAACAAAUUAAUUGGUGUAUUACGAUGCGGUAUAUUUACCCUAGUGAAAGUACUCAUCAAGCGAGUACGACUUUCCAGCGUGAGUACUCAUAUUACUCGUGCGAGUACUCGAAAAAUUUAA